This is a messenger RNA of Trichechus manatus latirostris (Florida manatee), 2023 nucleotides long. RefSeq names its product sedoheptulokinase (gene SHPK). Gene Ontology annotation, cellular component: cytosol. Gene Ontology annotation, molecular function: sedoheptulokinase activity. The record is from RefSeq and is a predicted model, not a curated record. Bases 30 to 1472 code for a protein of 480 amino acids. The transcript has 7 exons. Lineage: Eukaryota; Metazoa; Chordata; Mammalia; Sirenia; Trichechidae. Gene Ontology annotation, biological process: phosphorylation; cellular response to lipopolysaccharide; glycerol metabolic process.
GUCGGCAGAUACUUGGAGCGCCCGCCACCAUGGCUAUGAACGCACGGUCGAUCACUCUCGGCAUCGACCUGGGCACCACGUCUGUGAAGGCGGCCCUGCUGGAGGCCGCGCCAGGCGAACCCUCCAGGUUCGUGGUACUGGCUAGCUGUGCCCGAGCUGCGCGGGCGGAGGCGGUGACCCAGAGCGCAGCGGCCGGGCCCCAGGGACAGGAGCAGGAUGUGAGUAGAACCAUCCAAGCCCUACAUGAGUGCCUUGCUGCCCUGCCCCGACAGCAGCUCCGGGAAGUCAGGGCCAUUGGAGUGUCAGGCCAGAUGCAUGGAGUUGUGUUUUGGAAAACAGGCCAAGGCUGUGAAUGGACAGAGGGAGAGGCCACCCCUGUGUUCGAGCCCAGAGUCGUGAGCCACCUGGUCACAUGGCAGGAUGGCCGGUGUAGCAGCGAGUUCCUGGCUUCUCUGCCCCAGCCUGAGUCCCAUCUCAGCGUGGCCACUGGGUUUGGCUGUUCAACCAUCUUCUGGCUUUUGAAAAAUAGCCCAGAAUUCCUAAAAUCCUAUGAUGUGGCCGGCACCAUCCAGGACUAUGUGGUUGCCACGUUGUGUGGCUUGCCAAGACCCCUGAUGUCGGACCAGAACGCUGCUAGCUGGGGAUACUUCAACACCCAGAGCCAGAGCUGGAACUUGGAGACACUGAAGGCCUCAGGCUUUCCCGUCCACCUGCUCCCGGACAUCGCAGAGCCUGGCAGUGUGGCAGGCAGGACUUCCCAUGCGUGGUUUGAAAUCCCGAAGGGGACAGAGGUGGGAGUGGCGCUGGGUGAUUUACAGGCUUCCGUCUAUUCCUGCAUGGCGCAAAGGACAGAUGCAGUUCUCAAUAUCAGCACCUCAGUUCAGCUGGCAGCCUCCAUGCCUUCAGGAUUCCAGCCGGUGCAGACUCCAGACCCCUUGGCUCCAGUCGCCUACUUCCCGUACUUUGACAGGACCUACCUGGGGGUGGCAGCAUCCCUCAAUGGGGGCAAUGUGUUGGCCACAUUUGUCCACAUGCUGAUUCAGUGGAUGGCAGAUCUAGGCCUGGAAGUUGAAGAAUCCACGGUGUAUUCCCACAUGAUCCAGGCAGCCGCACAGCAGGAAGACACCUGCCUAACCAUCACCCCAACAGUGUUGGGAGAGAGGCACCUGCCGGACCAGCUGGCCUCAGUGACCAGAAUCUCCUCCUCUGGCCUCUCCCUGGGGCACGUGACCCGGGCCCUGUGUCGAGGCAUCGUCCAGAACCUGCACUCAAUGCUUUCGUUCCAGCAGCUCAAAGAGUGGGGCGUGGAGCGGGUGAUUGGGAGUGGGAGUGCGCUGUCCAGGAAUGAGGUGCUGAAGCAGGAAGUGCAGAGGGCUUUCCCUUUCCCGUGGUCCUUUGGGCAGGAUGUGGACGCAGCAGUCGGGGCAGCUCUGGUCAUGCUCCGGAGGAACCUCAACCAGAAGGAGGCUUAAUCAGCAAACUCUUUGUCCAAAGGGCUGCUUUGAAUUUUAUCCAAUUAGCAUUCCCGAUGUGAUCUUGAAGUAAUCCAUUUCCUGGACUGCUCUGCAGGCAGCUUUGAAGCAAUGCUUGCUGGUGGCGACCAUCUUGGCUAGAACUUAUCUUUGGGUCACACUCUAGUGACGCAAUCAGGAGUCCCCAACCAGAUCCCAGAUCAGUGCCUUCCAAAAGACACCCACCUGGAAGCUAGUUACAUAUGUAAAUGUAGAAAAAAGAAAGGGGAAAAGCACUAGCUGAGCUUCCUGGCCGUCAGGCUCCUCUCUGAUUUACUUGUAGACAAAGAGAAAAUAAACGUGGACUUCAGACACCCAAAAGCCUGGGGUUCUGGGCUCCAAGUAAGAAGAUUCACCAUGUGUCCAGCUUUCAGAUUGACUGGUUUUCAGGACAUAAAGCCCCGACUUGGGUCACAUUCUCUGCUGGAAAAGUCUUUCCCUACUGAGUUGUACCAAAAGAAAACAAACCAAAGCCACUGCCAUCAAGUCAAUUCCAACUCAUAGCAACCCUA